AUGCCUUUCACGGAGAUCAACGGCAAGAAGAUCUUCUACUCGUGGAAGCCAGCGAGCCGCGCCGGCCUGACCCUCUACUUCAUCCACGGUCUGGGAGGCGCGCACUCGUUCUGGUCUCCCAUCAUCCCAGGCCUGGUCGAGGCUGGAUUCUCGUGCCUCGCCAUCGAUGUGCCCGGUUUCGGACAAUCGCCGUACCAUGGCAAGCCCCACGACCUGCACGAGAUCUCCGAAGACUGCAUCGCCCUCCUCGAGAGCCUGGGCAAGUCGCUCGACCGGACCAUAAUAAUUGGGGCGUCAAUGGCUGGCAUCGUCUGCUGCGAGAUCGCCGUGCGACACACGGUUGCAGGCGUCGUGAGCGUCGGCCCCAUCUGCCCUGGGCCCGACACGAAAGAGGCGUUCGAGCACCGAGUGGCGGUUAUCAAGAAGGAUGGCCUCGAGGGGAUCGUCAACUCGGUCGACAUCCCCACCCGCGCAACCGGCUCCAAGGCCACCAAGACAGCCGAGGCGUUCGUGCGCUCGCUGAUCCAGUCCUCCAACCCGGAGGCCUACAUGUCCCUGGCCCAGGCCAUCGCCGACGCCCCCGUGCCCGAGUACAACAAGAUCAAGGUGCCGCUGCUCUGCGUGGCCGGCCAAGAGGACCAGGUCGCACAGCUCGAGGACUUGGCACUGAUAGGAGACGAAUGGGGCGCGCCCUCUAAGACGGAGCUCGAGGUGCUGUUCGGUGUCGGCCACUGGCACAGCAUCGAGGACGCGGACGGGACGGAGGGGUGCCUGAAGAGGUUUGCGAAAAAGGUAGAACUCAAGUCGCGUGCCUUUUAA
This is a messenger RNA of Diaporthe citri, 819 nucleotides long. RefSeq lists its product as uncharacterized. Bases 1 to 819 code for a protein of 272 amino acids. The record is from RefSeq and is a predicted model, not a curated record. The transcript has 4 exons. NCBI's taxonomy places the organism in Eukaryota, Fungi, Ascomycota, Sordariomycetes, Diaporthales, Diaporthaceae.